Molecule: messenger RNA, 3246 nt
Organism: Penicillium roqueforti
Lineage: Eukaryota; Fungi; Ascomycota; Eurotiomycetes; Eurotiales; Aspergillaceae
Product: putative mucin family signaling protein Msb2
Exons: 1
Coding region: 1-3246 (1081 amino acids)
Biological process (GO): establishment of cell polarity; signal transduction involved in filamentous growth; fungal-type cell wall organization
Cellular component (GO): cell surface; extracellular region; plasma membrane
Molecular function (GO): osmosensor activity
Source: RefSeq, a predicted model, not a curated record
AUGCGUCCCGACGCCAUCUCCGUUCUCGCAGCCUUCCUCGCUGUAGGCGGUCUUGAGCUCGUCGCAGCUCAAGAUGCCCCCGAAGCCCACGUUCAGCGACCCCGUUGGUACUUCCCGCAGGAAGUCAAGCGAACUAUUCGCAGAAACGCUGAGCCCGAACCUGGCUCAAUCUUCGAUGCCGUCUUCGACAACGUGAUUCCUACCCAAGUUUCUUCAUCCACGGCUACGCCCACCCCCGAAACCACCCCCGAAUCCUCGGCUGCCGUUCAGCCCCAGCAGGGACAGGAAGUGGUUAUUGUGACCAUCUCGAUCGACCCCAAGAACCCCGAGAUCACCCAUCGUAUCACUGGUACUACGACUAUUGGAGGUGAACCGACUAGCACCACUACCACGACUACGCAGCAGACAGAGGGUUCGAGCACCGAGAACACGAGUACGCAGAACUCCGAGGCCGCAUCUACCGAUGCGGGAGCCACGAGCCAGCAGGGAUCGGUGGUCGACUCAUCAGCCGAGGCCGCUACUACGUCUCCUUCGGCCACGACCUCUAGCGAUGGUAUCCUUGGUGACUUGACCUCGAAUGUGGGCAGUAUACUCGGGGUUGAUUCUAUCUCCCCGACUACGACCCCGGUCUCAUCGGCUCUGGUAUCUUCGCCUACUUCUGCUGCUGCUGCUGCCACUACGUCCUCGACUACAUCCUCGACUACGACCCCGGUCUCCGACUCACCGGCUGUAGUUCCUUCGGUUACUUCUACUGCUGCCGCUGCUGCUGCUACAUCAUCUAGCGGUGGUAUCCUUAGUGAUUUGACCUCGGAUGUGGGUAACCUUCUCGGCAGUACUUCCACAUCCUCGAGUGCGGUCAUAUCCUCGACUACGACCCCGGUCUCCGACUCAUCUGCUGUGGUACCUUCGUCUGCUUCUACUACUGCUACUGCAUCCUCUAGCGGUGGUAUCCUCAGUGAUUUGACCUCGGAUGUGGGUAACCUUCUCGGUAGUACUUCCACAUCCUCGAGUGCGGUCAUAUCCUCGACUUCGAUUCCCGCCUCCGGCUCAUCGGCUGUGGUAACUUCGGCUACUUCUACUGCUGCUGCUGCUACCACAUCAUCUAGCGACAGUCUCUUGAGUGAUUUGACCUCGAAUGUGGGUAACCUCCUAGGCAGUAGUGCUGUAUCCUCGACUGCGAUCCCCACCUCCGGCUCAUCGGCUGUGGUAACUUCGGCUACUUCUACUGCUGCUGCUGCUACCACAUCAUCUAGCGACGGUCUCCUGAGUAAUUUGACCUCGAAUGUGGGCAGUAUCCUCGGAGUUGAUUCUAUCUCCUCGACUGCGGCCCCCGCCUCCGGCUCAUCAGCUGUGGUCACUUCGCCUAUUUCUUCUGCUACUGCUACAUCUAGCGGCGGUCUCCUAAGUGAUUUGACCUCGAAUGUGGGCAACCUCGUCGGAGGUGGUUCCACAUCCUUGACUACCCCCGUCUCCGACUUAUCAGCUAAGGUAACUUCGUCUGCUUCUUCUACUCCUUUUGCAUCCUCCAGCGACAGUGUCCUUGGUGACCUAACCUCGGGAUUGGGCGGCAUUCUGGGCGAAUCAACAACCUCCGUGUCUGCGACACCCACUGGAUCUUCUAGCGCCAACAAGAUCAGCAGUGCAGCCUCAAGCAUGGCAAGCUCGGGGUCGGAUCUUUCUGCCCUUUUGGGUUUGGGUGACAAGUCUUCCACCGGUAACAGCACAAGUGCUACUGUGUCCUCCGACCCGUAUAGUUCGCCUACCAUUCCAGUCAGCGUGCCUGCGUUUGCUACUAGCUCACCGUUAGCCACCCCCACCCCCACUGGAACUACAACUCCUGGUGAUCUCGUCGGCAGUCUCGUGUCAAGCGUGGAUUCCGUCCUUGGUGUCACCUCUACUGGCACUGGUAGCACUGCUUUGAUUCCGACUGCGUCUAUUCCAAAUGGUAGUCUUCUGCCGUCCAAGUCGACUGCUCUCAUUCCUGGCCAGGGAGGUACCAACACUGGUGCCAUCCCCACCCCGACCAAGACCCUGGGAUCAGUUCCUGUCCCACAGUCGCCCGGAUCUGAUUCUACCUCUACUUCUGAAUCCGCAACUGUCUCUGGUUCUAGUAUCUGGGCUCCUUUCUUAGGUACUACUACCACCGCCGCCUCUGUUCCGGGUAGUGCCUCUUACGAGAGCUCCAAGGUUCCCACCCCCACCCCCACCUCUCACUCAGCCUACAUUCCUCUUCCCGUGUCGUCUUCGACGACGAGCGAAGAAGCGAGCACGGCUAAGACCACCGUGGAGUCUCAGACGACAGAGAUGCCUACGCUCUCUACCUCCACUUCCACUUCCACCUCCACCUCCAACGACAAUGACUGGAUGCCAUCGACUAUUCUUAUUGUGCCUACCGUCACCGCCACGGAGAGCUCGACCUCCGGCGAGACUGCGAAGCCCACGGCACCACCAUCGCUCCCUGGCUCUAUCACCCCGUCGAAUGAAGUCACCGAGGCUCCGUCUGACUCUAUUCUGCUCCAGCUUGGUUUCAACAGUCAGCUGCCCUGGUCAUUUGUUGCAACUACACCCUUGUCGUCGUCGCAGAUCUUCAACUAUACCCCCCAGGCUAUAGAGAACGCUUUGCCAAACCUCUCUGCUCAGGACAGCCCUGUUAUGUUUGCUAUUGAGCCUUACUAUAACUGGCAGUCCACGGGAUAUAACGCCACCAUUGCUAUCUUCUAUUUCCCUCGGGAUAAGGUCGAUGCCCUGAAAGCGCUUAAAGUUAACCCCAAUUCUGCUCUCUACACCCAAGCUAGUGAAUCCAUCCAGUCAUUGAUGUCAAUGGUUGACCCCACAAUUCCCCUCGAGUUCUCUGGAAACUACCCCAGUGGCGAAAGCGACUCGACUGGCAGUAUCAAGAAUGGCGGCAGCGAUGACGGCACGGACAGUGGCACUAGCGACAAUACCGAUGGCUCUGCCGGAAGCUCCAAGGCUAAGGCUAGCUCCGUGGGAAUCGGAGUUGGUGUUGUGGCCGGUGCUGCCGCUUACGGUGCGGGUAUGUUCUGGGUUGCCCGCCGCUACCGCAAGAGAAAGCAGCUGCACCAGCGCUCCAGCUCUACCGCUGAGCAGAUGAGCCAGGGAGGCUCCGCCGCUGGUUCGAUGUUUGCUUCCGGUGGUCGCGCCCCCAGCCAAGGAAGCCGUGGCACUGCUCGUUCACAGAUGAUCAGUGCUCCCGUUAUGGCAGAGAAUUCUUUGGGAUGGAACUAG